AGAAAUGUGGUUUUUACUUGAGAUCAGUGCAUCUCUUGACUUUCUUCUGCGUCUAUUUUUUCGUGCUGUUUUUCCAAGGACGUAGGCAUUUUCCAUUGGAAGAGCAAGUGUGAAUACUAGAGCACUGACCUAUGCAACACAGGGCAGCCUGCAUGGCGCCGGCUUAUGACGGACCCUUCCCAGAGAUCCCAGCGCUCGAGGUGAGCCACGCGGCAUUCCAGCACCAGCUGGAGCUCACAGCGGAGGACGCCGAGCAGGAUAACCGUCACAGGCGCAUCAUGAGCACGUUCACCGAGCAACAGGUGUUCUUCAUCACAGCCUGCUUCACGCUCUGCCGUCUGCCCAAGACAAUCAAAUCCUUCGGCGGUGACUGCAACAAGGUGGCCAUGCACUUUGAGCCCUACGCGGCUGCUUUCAAGUGCAAGCCAGGCUCCAAGAUGAAUCCAAUGGUUAAGUGCCCCUAUUUCAACUGAAACAAGCAGCGGCAGUCAACCAGCAACUACAUCUGUGCACUAAAGUGUACAUAGUCUUCAAGUGCACCUGUUCGUGGAUGAUUGUUCGGCGAGCACUUGCAACAGCAGUUUCCUUUCACAACGGACAUCGAGAGCCUAAUUUCAUGUAGAACAUAAUAAUCUGCUAGUACCUUAUGUACAUUUCGCGUGUAUUUUAUAUGUACCGAUUCGUGGUAUUCCUGAACAACUGCAUGGGACAGAAAGCUUAGAGCUUCACUUGUCUGUUUUUCAUGUGAUAUUACACUGUUUUUAGGUUUACACUGGAGUGUGGCAUCUUACAAAGCUGUGUUUAGCUAACACCACUGCAGAAGAUAAAUAGCAAUGUGCGACUGUCUACAUGUACUGACCAAUUUCGUAUAAUGCUCGUAGCUGUAUGUGAACAGAAGCUUCUGAAUAACAACAAAAAGUGUUUCUUUACGCUAGCUUCCAACUACAAGCGUUGAAUGAAACUGGCUUGAAAUCAGGUUUUAAGCGCUCUGAUAAAGUGCUGAUUAAGUCUAUCGAUCCAUUUCAUUUUCUAUUCGUCUUAUCAUUUGUUGCGCUGACACCCUGGCAGACGUGGCUUCGUCCAAACCAAUGACUAAGAGCAAAUUGAAUGAAAAACAAAAUGAAUCAUUAUAAAAUGUGGUGCCAGGAUGCAAAAAGCACCUUGACUUAGCAUGUGCUGCAGGGUUGCAAAUGGGCACCACAGCAUCCUUCCUCUAUGCAAGCCAUGCGCUCUGCUUCUUACAUUUCAUCCCAGUGCAAUAGUGAACAACCUUCAAUCACACUUUGACCAAGGCACAGAGUGUUGUGUGCACAGAGUACAGGUGGCUAGGCAGCAGCGGUAUAGUGCGCCGAGGCGUAGCGGGUUUUGUACGUUGCCAGAUGGUUGGCAUUUCGUGGAGUUACUACAUCAGACGAGUUACUAGCAGCGUUGUGCACUGCCACAUUUCGAUCAAAGCAGUGCUAAAUUAUCAGUAAAUCUCUGUGAACUAAGAAAAGGGGUUCAUUAUAUCCAUUCACAUGAAAUUUUUUCUUAGUUAAAAUGAGAUUUUAUUUGCACGAGUUUCUAUGCGUGAAUGUCAAGAGUGAAUUACGAUUAGUUGAGUUCGUUAUAACAAGGUCUGGCUGUGUGUUUAGAAAUGCUCACCAAGUCUGCGUACUUAUCGAAUUGUAUUAUGAAUGAACAAUAAACUGAAAAUGAAGCAAACAGUGUUGCCUUCACACAAUUCUGAGGAUAUAUUUAAAAGUGAUGACAUACGACAUCCUUUGUGGGCCAAGUAGUGGAGUGAUGCUACUACUGGUUUAGUAGUGGCACAAUGAAUUGGAAGGGAAAGUCUAUAAACUUUUUCAA
This is a messenger RNA of Dermacentor silvarum, 1848 nucleotides long. RefSeq lists its product as uncharacterized. Gene Ontology annotation, molecular function: metalloendopeptidase activity. Lineage: Eukaryota; Metazoa; Arthropoda; Arachnida; Ixodida; Ixodidae. The coding region runs from base 132 to 473 and encodes 113 amino acids. The transcript is spliced from 2 exons. Gene Ontology annotation, biological process: proteolysis. The record is from RefSeq and is a predicted model, not a curated record.